Messenger RNA from Daphnia pulex (common water flea), 5836 nucleotides. RefSeq names its product microtubule-associated protein 4-like. Gene Ontology annotation, biological process: negative regulation of protein kinase activity; protein dephosphorylation. Bases 129 to 4661 code for a protein of 1510 amino acids. The record is from RefSeq and is a predicted model, not a curated record. NCBI's taxonomy places the organism in Eukaryota, Metazoa, Arthropoda, Branchiopoda, Diplostraca, Daphniidae. Gene Ontology annotation, molecular function: cation binding; protein serine/threonine phosphatase activity. The transcript has 16 exons.
GAGUUCCCGCGUAUUUUAUCCAUCCAAUCCCGCGCUUUACCAUUUGGCGUUUGCAGACGGAUAGUGGGAGUGGUUUGACAAUUACGAAGACUCUUUUUUUCUAUUCUUUGCUUGUGUUUUAUUUGACGAUGGCAUCCAAUGGUUCCACAAUUGUUCCGGCGGAUUUGUACCGACACUUUUUUGAAACUUUUCAAUCGACAGUUAACGUAAAUGACCCGUUACCAGUGAAAGUUGGUUCGCAUAGCAUUCGAGAGAAUGAAGUGGACGGCGAAAUAGUCGAUUGGACUCUACAGUACCUUCAGCAAAAGAAUUGCCCUUCUAAACUGCUUGCUCACUUGGCUAGCCUUAUUCUGUGGGAAGUACGCUUCUGCAUAAGUAAGGAUGAUGUUGAUGGUGCCGUAAACAGAGAUGUUAAAGGCUACGAACCAGUAAAGCUAAUGCAGCUAGUGACAUCCAAAAUCAAUAACGUUUGUUUUGAGUUCCUCAACAACCAAAAGUUUGAGAGCCUUUGCACCGAAUUAUCUUUUAGCAACAGAACUCUUCACCCAGUAUCUGUGCAUGCGAUCAGAAAUGGCAGGAGGAAAAUGGAAGAUCGCCAUGUAGUGAUACAAGACCUCAACAAAAUUUGUUCCAUCAGGGAUGAUGUACCCACAAGCUACUAUGCCGUCUUCGAUGGUCAUGCUGGCACAGACGCGGCAUUUUACGCGGCUUCCCAGCUUCACGAGAAAUUGGUUUCCAAUCCGAAAUUCGCCACGGAACCGAGUGAAGCCUUGAGGGAAGCCUUUUUAGCAACUGACUUGGCAUUUGUAACAGAACACGAAAAUGAGAGAUUGAAAGGAGGAACAACAGCGGUGGUAAGCCUCAUUAGGGGCAACUUACUUUUGACGGCGUGGCUGGGAGAUUCUCAGGCCGUUUUAGUGAAAGAUGGCGUCGCCACACAGCUGGUCAAUCCACACAAACCGGACAGGAUUGACGAGAAGGAAAGGAUAUCAAAUCUUGGCGGUGAGGUGAUUUUCUGGGACGGAGCUUACCGCGUUAACGGACAACUUGCCGUGUCUCGGGCUAUCGGCGACGCCGGCUACAAACCUUACGUUACUGCUGAGCCAGACAUGGUGGCCAUGACGCUUGAUGGCCAAGAGGAUUUCUUGAUAAUCGGAUGUGAUGGCCUUUGGGAUACGAUCGGCGUGGAUGAAUCCGCCUUCAUAGUACUCCAGUACUUGCACCACGAGACUGAUAUCAGCGGACUGAGUGGUCGGUUGGUGCAGGCGGCCAAACAAAAAGGAUCGUCGGAUAACAUCAGCGUCAUUGUCGUCUUCUUCCGCGAACCGGAACUGAUUGCGCGCCGGCCGCUCCCACCCGCCCCGACCUCGGUCCUGGAGGACAACACACCCAGCAUGGAGCAGCAACAAGAGGAAUAUGAGAAAUUGGCGGCCAAGUGGGGAUGGAGCGAGCCUCAAGGUGGUGCCGUCUUCACGGAUGAAACUUCGUGGCAGCAACAGUCUCAGCAGCAGCAGCAGACGGCCGACGGACAGCAGCCGCAAAAUCCAUUCGAUUCCAGCAAUCCGUUUGGUAACGGAGACGAGCUCCUAGCGCCGGAAGGACACGACAAUCACCACUUUUAUCAAGGCGUCGAUUCGCCUUCCGAGUUUGACGCCGCCAAUUGGCAACAGCACGGAGAAGAAGAGGAGGAGGAGGCCAUUGGCGAUUCGUUCAACGGCGACACGGCCGAAACGCCAGAGGUUUACGACGGAUCGACGGCUCAGUGGGGCUGGAAAGACCCGGAAAUCGAAGCUCUGGAAAUCGAGGCCGGUCGUGACUCGUCCGAGCGCCAUUUUGCCGCUACGUCUGUCGUUCCGCUACCCGAUCCAGACAUGGAUUUGGACGUGGUCCGCGACCAGUACGAGAAAGUAGCGGCCAAAUGGGGCCGUGAACUGGAACAAUUUGACGCUGCCGACGUCGUGACUUUGGAAUCGAAAUCUGAUUUCCAUUUGAGCAGUGAUGGAUCGACCUGGGACCAAACAUCCGGCACUGCCCAACCGGCUGGCGUCGACUGGAACCAAUACGACGAAGAGCUUAGCGGCCAGCCCAGUCUGAUCUUUGUGGGUCAAUCCGAAGAGACGGAGGCCCCGACCGAGCAGAUCAUCAGUCCCAUUGAGGAUUUGAUUGGCGUCUGCGACAUGAACGGCCGAGCCAUAACCGAAGCCGACCGUCAAAUGUGGGCCUCGGAGGAAAAUUCCGUCUCUUUCCCUCCUGCAGUUGCCCAUCCAGUCGCAGAGGAUGAAGUUGUGGCCGAAGAGGAGGAAGACGAUGAAGAAGAAGAGGAUCACCUGCAGCAACAACAACAACAACAACCGGCAGCUGCUAUUUUUGAUGACGGUUCUUUUGUGGAUGAGGGCAUCGCCGGAGACGAAACGGAUUUCGUUGUUAGCUCGUCAUCGGUCGUCGAUUCCGCUCUUAUUGUCGAUUGCCAGCAGCAGCAGCAGCAGCCAGAUAUUGUUUCUGCGUCGGCGGUGAUUGCCCCGGCUGAAAAUGAUCCGGAUUUCCACUGGAAUUUGCACGCCCCCGAAUUCGAAUUCCGCCCUAGCGAGUCUUGGCCGUUGGAACACCAACAGCAGCAGCAGCAGACCGAAGUAGAAGACUCGUCGUCGUCGGUGGUUAGCUCCAGUGAGCGUAAACUCUCCGCUACGGAAUUGCUGAUUCGCUCAUCCAACGAUUCACAGCUGGCCGUUCUCUUGGCCGCAGCCAACGAUGACCCUGAAGACGACGAAAUGGACGAACCUCAGGAGGAGCUGAACAUUUCGCCACGCUCCGACGCACUUGACGAUAUUCACAACGCGUCUAACGCAAUUAACGAGUCGAAAGGAGACGGUACCAUGGAUGAAGUUGAAGAUUCUGAAGAUGACUGGACCUUCAAUGAUUACAGGCAGUCAGAGACAAACAAGGAGGAAAGCGUCACCAACACUGAGGUUGCAGACACAAGCUCUGGCGUUGAUUUGGAACCUGAAGGCAAGGCUGAUGAAACCUGCAUCCAGACCAAUUGCCAGGCCAAUGAUCUUGGCAAUCAGCUGGAAAAACUGACUGUUGAUGAACUUGAACCAGAAAUCACCAUUCCUGAGCCAGAACCGGUAAAAGAAGUUGUUCACAAAGAUGAAGGUGUCCACCAAGAAGAAGCCCUUCAUCAGGAAGAAAUUGUCCACCCAGAAGAAACUGUUCAUCAGGAGGAAAUUGUCCACCCAGAAGAAACUAUUCAUCAGGAGGAAAUUGUCCACCCAGAAGAAGCUGUCAACCAAGAAGAAGAAAUUGUUCAUAAAGAUGAAGUUGUUGAGCCUGAUGUUGUUCACCAACCUCAGAUGGAAGAAGCUGUUUCUCAAGCAGAAGAUGUCGAAGCACACAUCCAACAGGUUGAAGAAACCCAAUCUACCAUCAUUUCCUCGACUGUCCAAGAACCAGAGUUAGUUCCAGAUGAAGUCGUACCGGACGUCAAAGAGGUGGAAGUUAGUAGCACACAGGAAACGGUCGAACCACGACUUUUGGAGAGUCCAGUUUCCGAUUCGGCUACUAUCGGUUCUGAAGCACCCGCUUUGAUUGUGACUGGAACAGCCAUUGGCAUUGCAGCCGCCGCUACAGCAGCAGUGGCAUCAAAGGCUGCUGCCAAGUCUCCUGCCGCUAAGAAACCCGUCGCAGCUGCAAAGAAGACUACGUCUACUCCGUCAAAACCGGCUGCUAGUCCACUGGCCGCUAAACCUGCUGCCAGUUCACUAGCCGCUAAACCUGCUGCUAAGGAUUCAGUUAAGAAACUGGAACCAGCUACACGCCGUGCUGCUACCACUGACGCUAAACCAUCAGCUGAUUCGACGAAACCAGCGCGUCCGACCAAAUUAUCUCCACUGAGAAAAGCUACUCCAGCUGCCCCUGCUUCUCCUGCUCCUAAGCCUGCUGCCCCUAGAGCAGCUCCUGCGACCACUAGACCUGCUGCCAAACCCGCAGUGUCUACUACAUCGACGGUGAAAAAGACUACCACCACCACCACCACGACAACUGUCGCCAGCCGGACAGUUACUGCCACUCCAGCCAAGAGAGUAACGCCAGCUGUGAACGGAGUAGCCAAGACGGCAUCUCCGGCCAAACCGGCCACGAGCACCUCGUCUUCUCGCACCACCGCUUCGACCACAUCUGCGACACCACCGCGUCGUAUCGUUUCCGCUCCUGCUAAAGCUUCCAGUGCCACUAGUCGCCCAGCCGCCACCGCAGCCACCAAAUCUGCUGCAGCUACUACCAACGGCGACAUCAAGCCGAAACCCGCUGCUACGUCAACGACUCGCACUACGGCCAAGCCCAUCGUUAAUGGCACAGCUACGAAAUCCGCUACUCCCAGACCCACCGCAGCCAGCACCAAACUCGCAGCCACUAAACCCGCAACAACCACCGCCACCCCUACUCGCCCGGCGCCAUUGAAGAGUGUUGCAAGCAGAACGGCCACGCCUGGUAAGCCGAUCGCAAAGACGACGACAUCAACUUCCAAGCUUGGUGCAACCAAAACUGGUGCGGCAACCAAAUCGCCGGGAGCAGCCAAAUCAGCAUCCAGCGCUUCGGCUGCUCCCGAAGUAACCACAGCAACACCCGAAGUCGCUCUUGCUCCUGCACCGGCCGACGCGGAAUAAUGUAGAGCAGGUUAAAAAGCAUCAGAAUUAAGCGUGUUUUAAAUGUGAAAGGUUCGAGAUAACCAAGGAGAUUUAAAAAAAUAGAGAGGGAAAAAGGAAAUAACGAGUGGAAAACGCCCAACCAUAUUAUAAUAACUCCCUACCGCCGCCUGCUAUGUAUACCGCCCGUCUCUCUUUCAUUCGCUCAUGAUUCAUCGUCUGCCAGCUUUUUAAACGUUCUCGUUUUUUCUUUUAAAUGUUUUUUUUUCCUCCAUCGUUUGCAAUUUUCUAAAAGACAAUAAAGGUAAAAAAAAAAUAAUAAUUAAAGAUUUCAAAAUAGUUGAAUCCGAGCCGAAAGAGAGAAGAAACGAACAAUUUAAGUACUAGGGAAAUAAAGAAAUGGAGAAUGGCUACGUGAAAACUUUGUUGCGAUUGCGGGCCCCUGUAAAGAUAUCAAGGAAGAGAUUCAAGAAUCAUCAAUCAUUUUUCCCCCCUGCGUGUGAGUGAGCGUGUGUGAAAGCGUGUGCGUGAGUUAAUGUACUGCUAUCCCCCCUCCCCCCACAUUUCUUUCUUGGCAACACACAACAUCAACAAUAUGUAAAAGGAUUGUGAAAACCUCUUUUACUUCCCCCUAAUGGCUAAAUAUUACUUUCGCACGCCCUGCACUCCCACCCACCAACGCUCUUUCGGCUAAUAAUCACCUAUUUUAUUAUUAACUGUAUUCGUGUCAAAAGUCAUGAAAGAAAAUGUCGUCCCUUCGUUUUUUUUCCCCCUCUUGCUCGAUUCCAUAAUUUCUUUUUGUUUUCUCUUUUGUGUUUGUGGGGUUUCAUGAUUUUCAAUUUCAAAUUUGCCGCGCACAGCAACGGUUUGCCUUUGCUUUUAUUUUUCUCUCCCCCCCCCCCCUAUUUUCUGUUGUUGAUAGUCACGCCAAUGUCCAGCCGAGGUGAUUGUGUCCACUGCUGCUUCUUCCUACUCUCUUCUCUACUUCUUACAACCACAUGGUAAUUAAUUUAAAAUAUUGAUUGCGCUGAUUUUUUUUUUAAUUGGAUGAGUUUCGUUUUUAUACGUUCAAAGAUUGUGUUUCCUUUCCGUCUUCAACUUUUGGAUGCAAUACCCUCCACAUUUUGUAAUCCAUUACGUGAGAAGUGCGAGUUACAACAUUGUAGCGCAAAUAAAUGAAAAGCAAUGGGGAGAAA